Messenger RNA from Stereum hirsutum FP-91666 SS1, 1380 nucleotides. RefSeq lists its product as uncharacterized. Bases 1 to 1380 code for a protein of 459 amino acids. The record is from RefSeq and is a predicted model, not a curated record. NCBI's taxonomy places the organism in Eukaryota, Fungi, Basidiomycota, Agaricomycetes, Russulales, Stereaceae. The transcript has 5 exons.
AUGGACUCGGAAGACGGUAUGGCAACGAAGGCCAUGUCUCAGGAUCGCCGGGAUGUCAUCGGUAGUCGAGUGGCGAGUGCCAGCCAUUGCCUGACAGCCGUCUUCAAUAUAAGUCGGACACGCCUCUCCAUCUUCACGAACUCGACGAUUCCCACUUCGCCUGGUAUGCAGUCUUUCGGCGUCACUCGCACGCCUCGUCGACCUUCGAGGCUCGGUCAGAUUUCGUACACGCCGGACACCGAUGAUACUGACGAGGAAGGCAUGGAGACGGCAGCGUUGAACGCGCUGACUGAGACACCAAAAAGGCCCGGAUCGAGAUGGGAACACGAGGUGUCCACGAGGCCUGACCCCGACAAGCGUAUGACGCCCCGUAGCUUCAGUGCCAAGCUGCUGUUUCACGGGGAUGGCCUCAAAUCCCCAGAGCAUCGCCUGCUCCGUAAGCUCAAGAAAGAGGCCCAUUCACCCACUCUCAACAUCGAACUCGCCGUGCGCGCUUUAUCUCCCGUCAACUUGAAGGUGGCCCCAAAAUCUCCCGUGAGGUCGUCCAGGUUCACGCCCUACGCGUCGUCCCCCCUCCGGUCGCACGUCCGGAGCGCAUCUUCGUCUCCGCCUCCAGAGGUGCCCUCGGACCCAUUCCUCGACUACGGCCACGAAUCUACCCUCGAAUCUGCCCGUUGUAAGCCCUCAAGCGUAGGCCCGGUUCGGCACAAAAAGUUCACAAAAUCCGGUGCUGCCAUCGGACCUCGUUCCAGCACUAUUAACAGAAUGGCCUGCUCCCCAAAACACAAGGAUUUAAGGAUACGACUCCCACAGGAUGGGCCGUCCCCGCUCCCGUAUCUGACGUCCCAUUGUCAUGCCCUUCCCACUGGCCCCGGUAUCCCGUCUAGAUCUGCUGUCAAGGGCACCUAUCGCCCGAAUUCAACUUGCUCGGAUGCUCUUGGUAUGGACGCCCCCGUGAUUUCCAAGGUUGCCGUUACUGCUACAGCUGCUGCUACGGUUGCCACAUCCUCUGUAGGCUCUCGCAUGACACCAAAAGCUUUCCGCCGUAUCCAUUCUCUUGUCAGUUCGAAGGACCAGGGAUCGUUGUCGUCCGUGAUCCCGCCCUCUAUACUAGACUCGGAUGAGGCGGCACCCAUGGCCAAGGCGUGUGUGUCUCGUAUCCAUAGUAGGCCGCCGUUGGCCCAGAACAGUGGUCGAAUUACCGCGUGCGAGUCCGAGGGCCACGAUGGCGGAAAAAUCAAGAGGACUAGGAUUCGAGCUUCGAACACGAAUCCGUACAAGAGGACCGCGACCACGGCUGGUACUUCAAGCUCUAAGAAGGCGCCUGCAGAGGUGGAGACCCUUCGUGGAGCUCUUGGCUCUAUGAAGCUCUCGAACUAG